Molecule: messenger RNA, 1875 nt
Organism: Tuber melanosporum (Perigord truffle)
Lineage: Eukaryota; Fungi; Ascomycota; Pezizomycetes; Pezizales; Tuberaceae
Exons: 6
Coding region: 1404-1649 (81 amino acids)
Source: RefSeq, a predicted model, not a curated record
GCGAAGAGUCUAGGUUCUGUGUGAAAUAUCUUUCAAUCGUCUACCACUGCGCCAUACAGAUACUGCUAGCGCCAACAUAUUAUCCUCAUUAUUAUCUUUAUUCUUAACCAAGAUGCCUUGUAACGAUUGUGAGGAGAGAAAAGUUUGUUCAAUACACUCCUACGCUCCGCAGCUUCCCUUUUCUGAUUUCUGACUUGAUAAUUACAUUCAACCACAAGCGGAAAUUCAUGAAUCACUACGGUGCGGCCAUGGCAACACGCUUAAAAGACCUCGGAGUGACGUUAGCCUACACUCUCAACGAACGUCUGGGCCAGCCCCCCACGAGCAUUAUUACCGAAAACUUUCCUACCGACACACGCACCACCCUCAACACCCCCGGCACCCGCAGCACCCCUACCAUGCAUGACACCUCCACCACCUCCACCACCCUCAACACUCUCCGCAUCCGCAGCACCCCUACGACGCUUAACACCCUCACCGCCCUCACCGCCCUCACCGCCCUCACCGCCCUCACCGCCCUCACCGUUCUCACCGUUCUCACCGUUCUCACCGUUCUCACCGUUCUCACCGUUCUCACCGUUCUCACCGUUCUCACCACUCUCACUACCCCCAAAGCUCCCGACACUCCUAACCCCACCGUAUAUGCUGCCUCGGGCGAGAUGCCCUACGUAAUCGCAGCGCUGGGCGAAGAGGUACGCCGGUGGGUGCUGCGAUUAGGAGCGGCUACAGCGGGCAAGCGAGACACCAGCCCCGCACCUCAUUUUCGGCCAGUCAUUAGCGUUCGCAACGGUCCGAGGGGACAGCCAAGAGCCCAAGACGGGACGGGACCACAACCUGCAGUCCGUCCAGGGUGGUUAAAGUGCAGGACGGCCGUCUUGGGUCGGACGGCGGGCACUACAGGGUGAGACACUUUCGUUCAGGGCAGGGGGGUUGGACGGCGGGUGGUGGGGGACUGUGGGGGAUAGCAGAGGAUGGUGGGGAUGGCGGAGGAUGGUGGGGGAUUGUAGGGGAUUGUGAGGGACGGUGGGUGGUGGCCGGGGACUGUGGGGGAUGGUGGGGGAUGGUAUGGGAUGGUAUGGGAUGGUGGGGGACGGUGGGGGACGGUGGGUGGUGGUAGAUGGAGGCAGUGUUCCCAACCGUCCCGGGCAGGGUGAGUAAGGACGGCGGGGCACGGCGUCCGUCUUUGAUGACGAUCGCAGUCCUGUAGGUGACGGCUGGGCCCUGUAGUCUUGUUUUGGGAAACAGUAACUUCCAGUAGGGCCCGACCAUAUUUGGAAUUGAGGGGUGUCACCUGCAGGGCCCGGCCGUCCUGAGUAAGGAUUGGCGUCACCUCUACUCCCAUCAGAGCUUUUUCGUCAUAGGCGGGUCUCAUUUCUGAAGAACCAUUAGUUGAAGUGGAGACCAUGCUUCGAGAUCUGGAGGAGAGGGCACAAAGUUUGAGAUAUCUUCGCAAGGAGGCUUAUGAACAGGACAUGGAAACUAAAACGGAUUUCAAAACGAUGAAGGCGGGGCAGCGUCUAAUUGGUUGGCACGUUUCUGCCUUUGUUGUUGCCGGUACUGCUGAGUUUGGAAGGUUAUUGUCUACUUUUUUGACGAAUGGGAAAUGCAUUUUCCAGCGGAUGUUAUCAAAUUACAGACAAAAAAACUAAAAACACCGCAUCGGCUCCUCCCUUGCAGUUGAAAAAGAUAAAUGAGCUACUACAGAUGAGGUUAACUCAUCCAUUGUGGUACUAACAUCACAUUCAUCCUUAUUAGGGGGAAGCCAACACUAGUAUGCCUUGAGAAGACUUAUACAGGAAUCUAUUGUGGAGACAAGGAUUGUCUAGGAAGGCUUGGUAAUUUUCUUUAUGUUUAUAACAACAAAGAACUUGUUUA